Myiozetetes cayanensis is the source of this 339-nucleotide messenger RNA. Its product is annotated as beta-keratin-related protein-like. The record is from RefSeq and is a predicted model, not a curated record. Bases 1 to 339 code for a protein of 112 amino acids. Gene Ontology annotation, cellular component: intermediate filament. Lineage: Eukaryota; Metazoa; Chordata; Aves; Passeriformes; Tyrannidae. The transcript has 4 exons. Gene Ontology annotation, molecular function: structural constituent of cytoskeleton.
AUGGGAGACCAUCAUGGUCUGUCCCAGGUGUGGCUCUGUCCCAUGUCUCCCUUCCACGAGUGCUGCCUGCCGGGGUUGAUGUGCCCCGAGCCCUUCGCCGUCACCUCCAACGAGACCUGCGUGAUCAAAUACCCCGACACCGUCGUGGACAUCGUGGAACCCGACCACCCUCCCUACUCCCUCAUCUACCCCGGCCCCACCCUCACCACCUUCCCCCAGCGCACCAUCGUGGGAUCCACCGGCCUGCUGGACCUCAGGAGCUUCCUGGGCUCCCGGGGAUCUCUUGGGUUCAGGGAGCUCGCAGGCCAGCCUAAAUCCAGCAUGGAUAUCUGUGGAUAG